This is a messenger RNA of Fulvia fulva, 414 nucleotides long. RefSeq lists its product as uncharacterized. NCBI's taxonomy places the organism in Eukaryota, Fungi, Ascomycota, Dothideomycetes, Mycosphaerellales, Mycosphaerellaceae. The record is from RefSeq and is a predicted model, not a curated record. The transcript has a single exon. Bases 1 to 414 code for a protein of 137 amino acids.
AUGCUGGCCACGAUGCUUGCCAUCGUUAUUACCGAGUCGAUUGUUAAGACAGUGUCAAUGUCUUGGCAUCUGGUCAUUGCCUGCGUCAAUGGAGCUCCGAUCAAUUCUCAUUACGGCAUGCUCUCAACCGAGAUGAACUUGACGAGCUGUAACCACCCGAGCAACAUCCGUAAUGCGGUGGGUACUCGAAGCAGCGUCGCCAUGGCCGACCUCGUCACCGCCGUAGUGCUGUGUUCAGACACACCGCCGCCAGUUGCUUUGACAACAGAAUGGUUGAGAUGUCACCGGUGCAACGCAGUGCGGUGCACAGCGCGAACUACACGAAGCAAGGAGGCAAGCAACCAGAGAUUCUUCAUUCCGAUAUCACCGAUGUGUAUACCUCCGAUCAAAUGGGUAUCUCUCGCUGCUAAUUGA